Messenger RNA from Corythoichthys intestinalis (scribbled pipefish), 2845 nucleotides. It is a transcript of the gene aldh4a1, whose product is annotated as aldehyde dehydrogenase 4 family, member A1. The transcript has 15 exons. Bases 119 to 1795 code for a protein of 558 amino acids. Gene Ontology annotation, molecular function: L-glutamate gamma-semialdehyde dehydrogenase (NAD+) activity. The record is from RefSeq and is a predicted model, not a curated record. Lineage: Eukaryota; Metazoa; Chordata; Actinopteri; Syngnathiformes; Syngnathidae.
ACACGGAGCGUUUACUGGAGGUUUGAGACGUCAGGUGUCGGGAGGCGGCGCCGCCGUCGUCGGCACUGUUACCUCCUCCCACGGACGUCACUUUAGUGCUCCUUAGUCUCGUGGAAACAUGCUAAGAGUGACAGCGGCGGCAAGGCGCCACUCUUGGCGGGGUCUGAAAGUAUCGGCGUCAUGCGCCAGCGUGUCGGUGAGAAACGAGCCCAUCCUCGGCUUCAAACAGGGGAGUCCGGAACGACGGCAACUACUCCAGGCGCUAGAGCAGGUCAAGUCCAGCACAGAGGAGAUACCGUGCGUAGUGGGAGACCAGCACGUUUGGACUGCUGACAUCCGCUACCAACUUUGUCCCUACAACCACACGCAUAAAGUUGCCAAGUUCUGCUACGCCGACAAGGCUCUAAUCGAGAAAGCCAUCGCGGCGUCUGUGGCGGCGAGGCGCGAGUGGGACCUGCGCUCCGUCCAGGACCGCGCUGCGGUCCUCUUCAAGGCUGCCGACCUCAUCGCCGGACCGAGACGAGGCGAACUGCUGGCUAAGACCAUGAUUGGACAGGGCAAAACGGUGAUCCAGGCGGAGAUUGACGCGGCGGCCGAGCUGAUUGACUUUCUGCGCUUCAACGCCAAACACGCCUUGGAGCUCCAGGCGGCGCAACCGCUGAACGCCGAGGGGAGCACCAACACGGCCGUCUACCGCGGCCUGGAGGGCUUUGUGGCCGCCGUGGCGCCUUUCAACUUCACCGCCAUCGGCGGCAACUUAGCUGCCACGCCAGCCGUAAUGGGUAAUGUGGUCCUGUGGAAACCCAGCGACACAGCGGUGUCGGCCAGCUACGCCGUGUACCGCAUCCUGCGCGAAUGCGGCAUGCCCCCCGACAUCAUCCAGUUCUUGCCGGCCGACGGGCCCGUCUUCGGCGACACCGUCACCUCAUCGCCACACCUGGCGGGAAUCAACUUCACCGGCAGUGUCCCGACCUUCAAGCGCCUGUGGAAGCAGGUGGCCCAAAACCUGGACACGUACGUCACUUUCCCCAGACUGGCCGGAGAAUGCGGCGGCAAGAACUUCCAUUUUGUGCACAAGUCGGCCGAGGUGCGCAGCGUGGUAAACGGAACGCUUCGAUCGGCUUUCGAGUACGGCGGCCAGAAGUGUUCGGCCUGCUCCAGGAUGUACGUCCCCGCCGGCUUGUGGCCUGACAUCCGAGGCCGGUUGCUUGACACCCUCAGAGACGUGCGCGUGGGAGACCCUGUGGAAGACUUUGGCGCCUUCUUCUCCGCCGUCAUCGACAGCAAGUCCUUUGCCCGCAUCAAGAAAUGUUUGGAAGAGGCCAGGUCUUCACCCGAGUUGGAAAUCAUAGCUGGGGGCCACUGUGACGACUCCAAGGGAUAUUUUGUGGAGCCCACCGUCAUCGUUACCAAAGACCCCUGCCACCCGAUCAUGGCUGAGGAACUCUUCGGGCCGGUCCUGUCAGUCUACGUCUACCCAGACGAUGACUACGAAGACAUUCUGCGUCUGGUGGACAGCACAUCCCCUUACGCGCUCACCGGUGCUGUCUUCGCCCUGGACACGAAUGUGGUGGAACAGGCGUCCAAAAUUCUGAGGAAUGCGGCGGGGAAUUUUUACGUUAACGACAAGUCGACGGGGUCUGUGGUGGCGCAGCAGCCGUUCGGGGGCGCCAGAUCUUCAGGCACCAACGACAAACCAGGAGGUCCUCACUACGUCCUCCGCUGGACAUCGCCACAGGUGGUGAAGGAAACACACGUGCCGCUGACAGAGUGGAAAUACCCCUACAUGGCCUGAAGGGGGCGUGGCACCCAUCCAUCCGUCCAUCUUGGCUCCGCCCUCCAUGCACUGAACUUUACUGUGAACGUCGAGCAACGCGGAAAACCGUUUUAAAAAAAAAUGUUUUUAUAUAAAUCCAAUUGCAAUGGUAGCCAUCUUCUAUUAAGAGUAUUGUUAAUAUAUGGACAUUGUUAGUGUUGAAACGCUUUUGUUCCGUUUUUUUCUGUUGAAUUUUAUGGUCUUUACUGAUUCUAACAAAUUCUUUAAAAAAACUGUUCUCGUGCUUGCUGCCUCUGCUUUUGCAUUCAUUUUUUUUUUUAAGGAUGUCAAGUCAAAGUUUGUUUCUCGUUUGGAUAAGAAAGCUCUUUCAGCUAAUUUUACACCGCUGACAACCGCUCCACCUUCGUGCUCUCCCCGUUCUACUUUAAAAGCCUUACUUCACCUGUUGGUGGAAAUGUUUGCACGUUUCAAGACGGUGGCUGCAUUCUCAUACUCAUUAAAAAUAGUGUUAAAAACCUUAAUUGGAAAAACAGAAGAAUGUUUGUUCGAAGUUUCCAACGUUGUCACUUUGCUGAGGGCGAACUCAAUGGUUUUGAUGGAGGCAAGAGACAAAAACCUGGAAAGGAUAACUAUUACAGUUUUUGAUCUAUACUGUAUAAGAAAGUUGAACAUGAAGUAAGCACAACACCAAGCUAACGGUGUUCUAAAAGGGCUUUCUUGUCCGAACGGGAAACAAGUAAUUUUUCCUGAUGUCCCUUGAGGGGCUUCGUAGCCUUCAGGCCUAUUUUGGUGGUGAAACGUUAACUUCCCACAGCACCUUCAUAGACCUUCCGAAAAGAUGCCCAUACCACCACCUUUUGACGCAAAGGCGCGACAAUAUACAGAACCUCCCAUUUGCGAGACGAGGCUCACAAAAACAAUCUCGCAAUAUGGAAAUAUCAAUACUCUGGUCAGGAAAUCAAUCAACAAUAAUUUACUGUUUACUAAAACUAUGAUUGAAGGUUAAUUUGCCACUUAAAUACUUGAAAAACAUUUUGCGUGUUGCAUUUCCAAUUAGAUUUGACAAAA